Messenger RNA from Laetiporus sulphureus 93-53, 520 nucleotides. RefSeq lists its product as uncharacterized. The transcript has a single exon. The record is from RefSeq and is a predicted model, not a curated record. The coding region runs from base 109 to 396 and encodes 95 amino acids. Lineage: Eukaryota; Fungi; Basidiomycota; Agaricomycetes; Polyporales; Laetiporaceae.
GCGAAAGCGAACCUACAACGGUUAGACCCGAAGGUGCAGAAAUGUCGAUCUUUUCUCCUCGAAACAUAUUAAGCGUAUCUUCAUACAGGAUUAGCAGAUAUUGCUGAAAUGCUUGCCGAACCCGAACCCGAACCCGAACCUCCAGAAUAUGCGCGCGUUUUUCAGCCGAUGGUAGAGACGCUGAGAUCACGGCUGCAGCAAGGGAGCGAGUACAUACUAUACACGCAGCUGGCGUCACAACUUGCCUCAGAGGUUCCAUGGAUCUACAAAGAAAUCGGCCACUCAAGCUUCAAGAAAUACGUUCUAUUAGCGCAUGAAGCUGAAAUCAUACAGUACGAGGAUGAGAACAAGCUUCUACCAAAGCGUAUGGUCGGCCUGCAUCCUCGACUACGUUGAUCGCCCGGGCAUGUCUCUUGUAUAAGAUUAAUGGCAAUAGCUGAUGUAUUAACUUUCAAGCCCAGUAUGAGCAGGACAGAGACAAGCCCGCGUGAACAUGCAUAUCCAGAUUAGGGUACGGCUC